Messenger RNA from Penicillium chermesinum, 2847 nucleotides. RefSeq lists its product as uncharacterized. The record is from RefSeq and is a predicted model, not a curated record. The transcript has 3 exons. Gene Ontology annotation, molecular function: microtubule binding. The coding region runs from base 1 to 2847 and encodes 948 amino acids. Lineage: Eukaryota; Fungi; Ascomycota; Eurotiomycetes; Eurotiales; Aspergillaceae.
AUGCCUCUCCCCGAUGCGAGUCUGACUCUGUCCGACUUUGAUCCCGAGCACGAGGCUUUGGCUUCUACCCGUGAAUUUGGCAGUCCCCAACUCCCUAACACCUACCAGCACGCACAGGACGAGCAGGACGACCCUGAUUGGGACAUUCACACCUCCACCCUUGACAAAGCUUUUCCUGACUUCUCCCAACUGUCUCCUUCGGAAGACGAAAUGGACAAUAUGUCGGAUUCGAACAGCGAUAUCUCUCUGGAGCUUGGACGCGGUGUAAACAAACCCGCGCGUCGGCUCGACGACUCCCGAAGCUCGAUUAUGAGUUUUCAAAACAGCGUUCGCUCUUCCUCGCCUGCUGUCCGAAUCGAUUACCCCACGCCUCAGAAGGCAGGCCCUGCUCGUUCGACCGCCCGGCGCGCUGUCAGCGAAAACCUACGCAAAGACGCGCAAUUGCGACGAGCCAACCAAGCCCAGAAGGAGAUACUCGCCAGUCCCCAGGUCUCUAAGAACCAACGCGACCACCGCCGCACCCUCUCUGAAAUGCAUGCUAAGGUCAGAGAUGAUUACGAUGGCUCAUUUCUCGGAGAUGAGCGUCCAGCCCCGAUAGACGUGAAGCCACGAUCUACGCGUUUCGGAAACAGAAACAGCUCGCAAGAAAUUGCCGACGCCGUCGAGCGCGCGUCACGAGACGCUUAUGCAAAAGAGACCCGGAAGAGCAGUGUAGCAGGUACUCCUCGACGUGUUGCUUCGGGACAAACAAAUGUCAACAACAUGGGGGAUACCGUGACCCGCAACUCUUUUCUCCUACCCGACCUCCCUAACAUUUCAGAACUUGUCUCUGGUGUUUACGAAGAUGGAACGCCUGUUUUCUCCCGGAAUCGGGUGCGCUCGACCCGAUUUGUGUCUCCGAACGACGCGACCGACGUCUCCCUGACCCGGGAGCAUUUCCUCUCGAUGCUGUCCCAAUCCCCGACGACGAGAAGGCUUUACAAGGUAGCCGAACUGGAGAUGUACAAAUCCGACGCAGAAAAGCGGCUCGAGCACUUCCGCGAGGAGAAUGCGGCGCUCAAGGCGGGCAGAUCUCGUCACCCCGAAAAAUACGCCUUCGAUGCUGACAGCAAGAAGGUGUCCAAGCGGUCUGUCAGCGAGACACAGAGUAAGCUAGAGGCGGAGAACAUUGCUCUUCAAAAUCAAUUGGACAUUGCCGAUCGUAAGUCUCAAGUGCAGGAAGCAGCAGUCAAGCGCUUGAACCAGGACAAAGAAUCCGCCAUCUCGCAACUUGGCGUGGCCUAUCUUGAGACUCGUGAGCUGAAGGCCGAGAAUGAAGCGCUGCGAGCGGAGAACGCAGAGUUGAGGUCACAAAUCUCUCGAUACGCGGGGAGGAAGUCCCAUGAGCAGGAUGUUGAAUCCGAGGCUUCUGUGACUGGCUCCGACGUCGAUGAUAGCCAGGGUUACACUGAGCGAAGUGGUGAUAUGAGUCGCAGCACAAAGGACCUGACAGCUAAGAGCAGUCGGUCCAAUUUGAAGUCGCGACGCCGCGACGACUCACGUGCUCGUGUCUCCACACAGGUAGAAAAAGAGAUCUCACGAUUAGAAAAGGAACGUGCUGAAGAAGAGUUGUUUUCUAUCAAUGUGCCCACUCCGAAACGCCCAUCUGCUUCCAAGUCAGCGAAGUCCGGAACAAAGACAUCCAAAAAGCAACCAAAUACCAGCAAGCAGCGAAUCAAGAGAGUAGUCGUGGAAGAUGCAUCGGAGCCAUUGGAGGCUACGGAGCAGAGCAAGACUGCUUCUGCUGACGCUAUUGACCUGACAUUGCUCAGCGUCGUGGAUGAAUCCGAACUUUCUCGACUGCGCAAGAGCUUGGAGGAAGAAAGAAACUUUCGAAAGCAGCGACGUUCGAGUGCUCCGAGGGAGCCUCCUGCCAAUGAGACCGUCAACUCGACGCGGCAGAGUAUCCUGAAGGCGCCUCUACCACGGAAAUCAUCACUGCGUGAACCGAAAGUUGCCAUCCCCCGUCCAGCCUCAGCGGCUGGCGAUAUUACCACCAGGUCAAUUGCUACGAGUGAGGGCGACAACAGCCUGGUUGUGCCCACAGCUGACCGCCCACGACGCCAUUCUGAUCACUCUGUCGCCUCUAUCGCAUCUGUCGCCCAGCAUAAGAAGCGCCGCAAUAUCGAGGACAUGACAUCUGCUUUCAUCCUCCCCGAUAUUACUCUUGGCCGUGCUGAGCUUGCGGCCAGCAACCCGUCUCGCUUGCCAGAGUCUGCACAGCGGGCUCUGGACGGCGUUGCCCAGCACAAUGGGAAGAACUGCAUGGUUUGUAAGAAUGUCCUUCCUCACGACGGGGCCUGUAACCACGAGCCUGUCAAAGUGCCCAAGCCCGUACCCGUCUCUGAGCGCAUGCCCAAGCCAUCUAUCUACAACGAAGAGCCUACAAUGCGCCCUUCGCAAUCCCCCGCUGUGGCGCUUGCCAAUGUGCUGAAGGCCCUCGAGGAUGAGUUGGCUCACCUGAAGAUGCAACUCGCUAGCUACCAGAGUGCAUUCAAUAAAUUGGAUGCAUCGCUCGGAAAGAAACAGCGCAAGGCUUUGAUGGAAAAGAUUGAAUUAAUUUUGCGGGAGAUUGAUAUGAAGUCUGAUCAAAUUUACUCUCUAUUCGAUGUUCUUGAGAGUCACCGGAACGUGAAGGAAAUGACGGAGCAGGAGAUGGAAAUGACCCUGGAGUCUAUUGGCAUUGAUGCAAAUGUAACCGGCGGCGAUAUAACUGGGACCUCGAAAUCGUCGCACCCGAUCGAUUUGGAUGAUGAUUUGCCUUGGGAGGGUAUCGAGAGCACAGCUGAGAUUACUGGGCGCACCUAA